AUGAACAACACUUUCCUAAACAUGGCGUCGAUAGGAGACUUCGACCCGCUCAACGCGUCCAUUCCGGCCACCAAAGUUGAAAUCACGGUGUCCUGCAGAAACCUACUGGACAGAGACACCUUCUCCAAAUCAGACCCAAUUUGUGUUCUCUACACACAAGGAAUGGGCAACAGGGAGUGGAGAGAGUUUGGGAGAACGGAAGUGAUUGACAACACGCUAAACCCGGACUUUGUGCGGAAAUUUAUUUUGGACUACUUCUUCGAAGAGCGGCAGAACCUCAGAUUUGACUUGUACGAUGUCGACUCCAAGAGCGCCAACCUGUCCAAACACGAUUUCCUCGGCCAGGCCUACUGCACUCUGGGAGAGGUGGUCGGAUCGCUGGGCAGUCGCUUGGAAAAAGCUCUCGGGGGCAUCCCGGGGAAGAAGUGCGGGACGGUGAUCGUGAAGGCCGAGGAGCUGAACAACUGCAGGGAAUCGGUGAUGAUGCAAUUCUGCGGAAACAAGCUGGACAAGAAGGACUUCUUCGGCAAGUCCGACCCCUUCCUGGUCUUCUACCGGAGCAACGAGGACGGCACGUUCACCAUCUGCCACAAGACCGAGGUGGUGAAGAACACGUUGAACCCCGUGUGGCAGGCCUUCAAGAUCCCCGUCCGGGCCCUUUGCAACGGCGACUACGACAGAACGAUCAAGGUUGAAGUGUACGACUGGGACAGAGACGGCAGUCAUGACUUUAUCGGAGAGUUUAGCACCAGCUACAGAGAAUUAUCCAGAGGACAGAGCCAGUUCAACGUCUACGAGGUGGUAAAUCCAAAGAAGAAAGGGAAGAAGAAAAAAUACCUCAACUCUGGAACGGUGACGCUGCUGUCCUUCCUGGUGGACAUCGAAGUCACCUUCCUGGACUACAUCAAAGGCGGGACCCAGAUUAACUUCACCGUGGCGAUCGACUUCACGGCUUCCAACGGCCAUCCUGCUCAGCCCACCUCGCUCCACUACAUGAGUCCCUACCAGCUCAACACCUACGCCAUGGCCCUGAAGGCAGUGGGAGAAAUCAUCCAGGACUACGACAGCGAUAAGAUGUUCCCCGCGCUGGGCUUCGGGGCCAAACUGCCGCCUGAUGGACGAGUUUCCCACGAGUUUGCUUUGAACGGGAACCCUCAGAACCCAUACUGUACGGGUAUUGAGGGCGUAAUGGAAGCCUACUACCAGAGUCUGAAGUCGGUUCAACUGUACGGACCCACAAACUUCUCCCCCGUCAUCAACCACGUGGCCAGGUAUGCAGCUUCAGUGAGCGACGGCUCGCAGUACUUCGUGCUCCUCAUCAUCACGGACGGCGUCAUCUCAGACAUGGCCCAGACCAAGGAGUCUAUCGUCAACGCCUCCUGUCUGCCGAUGUCAAUCAUCAUUGUGGGGGUAGGGCCUGCAGAGUUCGAUGCCAUGGUUGAGUUGGAUGGUGAUGAAGUCAGAAUCUCGUCCAGAGGAAGAUACGCCGAGAGGGACAUUGUUCAGUUUGUCCCAUUCAGGGACUACAUCGACCGGACGGGGAACCACGUCCUGAGCAUGGCCCGGCUCGCCAAAGACGUCCUGGCCGAGAUCCCCGACCAGUUCCUCUCCUACAUGCGGACCCGCGGGAUAAAGCCUUCGCCGGCGCCGCCUCCCUACACGCCACCUGGUCAGCCUCUCCAAACCCAGAUCUAAGGAGCAAGGAGGAAAAAAAAGAAAUAGUGUUCGGAGUCUGGGGGGGGGGUUCGCUGAACAUUUACGCGCGAAAUACUUCCAUUUCCUUAAAGCCGCUCUCCAUGCCUUGUCGUCGUGGAUACACAGUGGUCUUUCUCGUGUUCAGGAAGCUGCAUGUCGGGCCGGGAGAGUGGCGCUUUGGAGGGCCGGAAAAGCCAAUGAGAGUCUGUUUACUUCCACUGUCAAGCAUUCCUGUUAUCGUCUGGAUUUUUAUUUUAAUUAGUUUUUUUUCUUGCCUGGGAAGCCUGGAGAGAGUUUUUGGGGGGAGUCAAGCUGUGAAGAAAACGACGUGAAGCACCGGGAAAAGAGAAUGUCUCCAGACAAACAAAGGAAUCACUUGAUCCUAAACGAACUCAAACGUUCUGCUGUAAAUAACCGGACUCUUCUUUCUCUGUCUCUUUUCUCUCUCUCCAACUCACUCACUGUUUACAGUAAAUGCUAACAAGGAUUUUUACUGUUGAUACUUUUAUAUUCACACAGUUUCAGUAUGAAGCUUGUAAUACUCUCUCUCUCUCUCUCUCUCUCUCUCUCCUGGCAUGUGUGUCAGGUAGCAGCAGUGCAGGUCCUGGUAGCCCUUCUGUACCGUACCGUACCGUGCUGUACCGUACUGUACUGUAUUCUAGUGUUUGUAUUAACCUUUUUGCAUGAGUGUAGCCUCAGUCAAGUGCAUGCAUAUAGUGGCCCUGCACUACCUCUUCUACAUAUGUCUGUCUGUAGGGGGUGAGUAUCUGUCUGCCUGUGUCUCCAUUUGUCUGUCUGUCCGUCUCCCUUUUAGAGCUUAUCUCCACGUCUGUCUGUCUUUCUGUUUCUUUACCUUUCUUUUGUGCCUUAGCUGUGUUUCCAUCCAACUUUAUAUUUUAGUUGAGAGUUACAGCUGAAUUGAAAUUGCAUUAUUUUAGGGUUUGAUUACAGAAUGUGAUGAUAAAUUUCCUCAAUCUCGUAAAUAAUUCAGCUUCACUGCAAAAGGAUUUUUGAGAUGCAAAAUCAACAAACAUAUUUAAUAUGCUUAGCACUACAUUAUUCCCCAAUGUGUUUGUAGAUUUGUG
This is a messenger RNA of Stegastes partitus (bicolor damselfish), 2780 nucleotides long. Its product is annotated as copine-8. Gene Ontology annotation, molecular function: calcium-dependent phospholipid binding. Gene Ontology annotation, biological process: cellular response to calcium ion. Lineage: Eukaryota; Metazoa; Chordata; Actinopteri; Pomacentridae. The transcript has 20 exons. Bases 1 to 1695 code for a protein of 564 amino acids. The record is from RefSeq and is a predicted model, not a curated record. Gene Ontology annotation, cellular component: plasma membrane.